AUGUCACGAGCUAUCAACGAGCCGCCAUCCAUCAACGACAUCAUCACCAUUACUGCCAUGCGAGAGGCGCUUGGGUACUUUUCCGACAUCACAUGGGUGAUCACGUGUGCUGAAACGACUGGAUCGCAACUUGAUCAGGCAUCCAUUCGGAUAGACCGAUAUGACGAUGCUUGA
Molecule: messenger RNA, 174 nt
Organism: Parastagonospora nodorum SN15
Lineage: Eukaryota; Fungi; Ascomycota; Dothideomycetes; Pleosporales; Phaeosphaeriaceae
Exons: 2
Coding region: 1-174 (57 amino acids)
Source: RefSeq, a predicted model, not a curated record